Messenger RNA from Actinia tenebrosa (Australian red waratah sea anemone), 1082 nucleotides. RefSeq names its product histamine H2 receptor-like. The record is from RefSeq and is a predicted model, not a curated record. Lineage: Eukaryota; Metazoa; Cnidaria; Anthozoa; Actiniaria; Actiniidae.
AUAGAGACAUGAUUAAUCAAACAGCAGUCAACGAUUCAAGCCUUGAUAUGUUUAGGCUGAAUAUUCCCAAGGCAGAAGUUUUCCUUUUUGGCUGUACUUUGAGCUUGCUCAUCAUGCUCAUAACCUUAGGCAACGCACUUGUCUGGAUCGUCUUCUGGCGAUUUCGGAAUCUCAGGAACCUUACCAAUUACUUCGUAUGCAGUUUGGCCGUAGCGGAUAUUCUUGUGCCGUUCCUACGAGUCGUCUACAUCGUGAUAUCCAUCUUUAAAGAAAGAUGGAUUUUUGGUCUUUCAUGGUGCGAGAUAUCUUCCAUGUGUGGUGUGCUGCUUUGUGGUUCAUCCAUUCUUCAUUUAUGCGCCAUCAGCAUAGAACGACUCAUAGCUAUCAAAUGGCCGCUGUCUUACAACACGAAAGUUACGUCCAAAAGAGUCAUCAUAGUUCUUUCAUAUAUUUGGAUCCAGUCUUCGCUGUUGUCCAUUAUUCCUGUUCUUCCAAUUGACAUUGCUCAGCAUAGAUUCAACCCUGAUACCGCAGAAUGCGAGAUUGACUGGCACGAAGAUCCCAAACUCACACUCCUUCUUAUCUUCUUCUACUUCUUCGUUCCAAUCAACAUCAUGAUCAUAGCAUAUGCAACAAUUCUUAAAGAGGCUCGCAGAAACACCAGAAGAGUUCAAACAUUUCACCUGAGAGUUAAUGGUAAAUCAACGUUUUCAGUAUUCAAGAAAGAACUCAAAGCAGUGAAGACGUUGGCUGUGGUCAUUGGCGUUUUCUUUGUCAUGUGGAUGCCAUUCUUCGUGACUACAACAAUAAGGGCAUUUAAACCUGAGAGGUAUGUAAGUGGAUGGCUUCAACGACUGGUCAUGACACUAGCCUAUGCUAACUCGGCUUGUAACUUCGUUAUCUACGCCCUCAUGAAUUUCCACUACAGAAGCGCGUUCGUAAAAGUCUUUGCAGGUCGUACGGGAGCCCGCUGGAUACGCUCUAAUGGCAUCUUGCCUUCGCAAAACUUGAAGAACGCUAGUAGAAGAAUAGAAGAUCAAUCUACAUUAAAACAAUUCAACGAUCAGGCUUGGGCAAGUUAG